Messenger RNA from Penicillium chermesinum, 2097 nucleotides. RefSeq names its product putative G-patch domain protein. Gene Ontology annotation, biological process: mRNA splicing, via spliceosome. The coding region runs from base 1 to 2097 and encodes 698 amino acids. Gene Ontology annotation, cellular component: nucleus. The transcript has 7 exons. NCBI's taxonomy places the organism in Eukaryota, Fungi, Ascomycota, Eurotiomycetes, Eurotiales, Aspergillaceae. The record is from RefSeq and is a predicted model, not a curated record. Gene Ontology annotation, molecular function: RNA binding.
AUGGUUCGUCCGUACUCAGACAGCCACCGGGGCUACCCAGGCCCCCGUCGAGGGGGUAACUCCCGAGACAAUCGAGACGGCCGCUACUCCCACUCUCAUAACCAGCACAGAGAUACUAGAUAUGAUUACCCGAGAAACCGCGACGAGCAACAUGGCUACAGAGAUCUCGAUCGCGAGGAUCACGGGCGCCGAAGUUCGCGAUCGCCCCAUUCGCGACGUGGGAGGCAGCCAUACCGCGACCGUGAUGACGAGGGGUACAGAUCCCCUCCAUACAGUGGCAGUGGCAGCCCUAGUCGUGGUGGUGGUCACCGUGGAUACGGCUAUAUGGGCCAAGAGAGCCGCGAGGUCCUGAUCGAGGGAUUUCCAAUUGACAUGACAGAGGACGACGUCAUGCAGGAGCUUCGAAAUGCCUACCACGUUAAUGAGCUUGACGACCUCCGGAUAAUUCGAGACCGAGUGACAAGAGUAUCGAAGCAGCUAGGCUUUCUACGAUUCCGGUCGCUCGAGGAAUCUCGAGAGUUCGUCAAGCGUAAUCAUCCUUCCAUCUACCUAUACGGCCCGACAGCUCAGCGCAGCACCAAAGUCCGUAUUGCAUACUGUCGCGAGAAGGAGGAUCGCACACGCCCGAGGGAUGAGCCGGAUUGGCCUUGCCAGAAUUGUGGUGUUUCCAAUUACUCGACCCGCCAGAAGUGCUUUCGCUGUCAUACUUAUCGACCGGAAGAACCUCCGGCAGGACCCUUUGGAAUGCCUCCCCAAAAGGUUGUCAACAGCGGUGACAAUGACGUCGCACUGGACAGCCAGCCAUCUCAGUUCCUCCUUAUUCGUGGGUUGGAUGGGUCCGUCAGUGAAGAGUUACUUGCGAGAGGUGUUGCCAAGUUAUAUCGACCCGCCGCAGAAAGUCAAGAGGCGGGCUCAGUGACCUCAAAGAAAGGAGGCAAGGCAGCAUCGGCUACUGGGGAUGCUAAUUUGGGUGCUAGAGAGGGCUCUAUUAGACGUGUGCUGCUUGUGCGCGACCGCAGACUGAAUGAAAGCUGGCGUUACGGAUUUGCAGAAUUCGCCGAUAUUACUGAUGCGCAAGCGGCACUUGCUCGAUUCAAUUCAUUCGAGAGAUUUACGAUCUCAUCUCGGCCAGUCAUGAUCAGCUACAUUCAUGCCGGCGUUUUCGUUCCUGUGAUGGAUUUCGAACCUACCAGUGAUAAAUUCACGUUUAGCCCCCUGAUCAAUCCUGCAAUGAAGCUCAGGUAUUGGGAUGUCGGUGGAUAUGUGACUGAGCUUGAAGUGUCACCAGCCAAGGACGAUGAUCAGGGCAAUACUACGACAACCGAAACGCCUGUCACAAAGCAGGAAAAAGCUCCCAAGGAGAAGGAAAAACCAAAGAAGCGAAAGGCCGAAGCCACAGGGAGCUCUAACCCAAAGAGACUUGCGAUGCCGAGCGCUCUUAAAUUCUGGAGUGAUCGCCACGCAGAAUUGCACGGCACCAAGGAGGGAGAAACACAGCCUGCGGACCAGCUUCAGGAGAAGUCUGCUCCUGUACAGUCUUAUGCCGAUCUCAACCGGAACUGCUGCUAUCUAUGCUUGCGCCAGUUUGAGUCUCCAGCUAAAGUCAAUAGACAUGAACGCCUCAGCCAGAUGCACCGAGAGAACCUGAACAAUCCAGAGCUCGUAAAGCGAGGAAUUUUCAAGCUGGUCAAGCAUGGAAUUAUCACUCCUCCUCAGAACUCAACCGAGUCCGAGUACCGGGACCGAGCAAAGGAACGCCGCCAAACCUAUGGCCAGGUCGGCACAAGUGACCCACGACCCGGAUAUGAAUCUGAACCUGAAGAAGCAGAGGAACCCCCAUCUAACGUUCCAUCCAAAGGGGCUGCUCUACUCAGCAAAAUGGGCUGGUCAGAAGGGUCUGGUCUGGGAGCUCAAGGGACAGGUGUCACUGCCCCAAUUGCCACCGAGGUAUACGCUCAGGGUGUCGGGCUAGGAGCCCAAGGAGGCAAGCUGGGAGAUGCCGUUGAAGAAGCGGGACGUAACACUCGCGGUCGCUACGAUGAGUUCCUUGAGAAGACAAAAGAAAAUGCUCGUCAGCGGUAUGAUAAAAUGAGUUAG